Messenger RNA from Endocarpon pusillum Z07020, 798 nucleotides. RefSeq lists its product as uncharacterized. The coding region runs from base 1 to 798 and encodes 265 amino acids. NCBI's taxonomy places the organism in Eukaryota, Fungi, Ascomycota, Eurotiomycetes, Verrucariales, Verrucariaceae. The record is from RefSeq and is a predicted model, not a curated record. The transcript has a single exon.
AUGACCCAGAGGAUUGUCCAUCCUUUUCGACAAUAUUCUAUCCCACAUUAUCACCCAAUCGAUAAUGACUGGACUCGCAACUUUGACUUCAGGGCCCAACAAGCAGCUCUAAGCAGAGAGUUCAGCAGAUUUACUAUGGACAACGCAGAUGAAGGGCAAGUCACACGCAGACGCGAGCAGCCAGACUACACCAAGAAGAACUUCAAACGUGCAACAGAGGAUCUGCACUCAUGCCUUCAAGAAGCACUCGAAUUCUUUCCAAGAUUCGAGACUGAGUUCAACCACGAGACAAAGGAAAUUAAAAGAUACAGUGACGAGAAGCUCCUAAACAUCAUCUGGGAGAAAAAGGUACAACGGUUUGAGAAUGGACCUCGAGACACUACUGCGUCGAAAUCCGCCGGCAAGCCAAAUUCCCAUCAGCAGCCUCACGGAGAACAACGACAACAGGAAGAAUCAAGCAACAGUACUAUCAGCGAACCCAGCAUAACAAUGUUCCAACAAAAAAUUCGAACAACCGUCCAAGCCGUGCUUGAGUGUCGGUACCCAGAGCCCAUAGAGGACGAUAAAGGCCUUCAGAUUCACAUCGAAGAGAUUCGAGAUUACGAAGAAAGGAUGCGAAAAACGGCUUGCAGGCUAUACAGUACGCUUGGUAGCAUUGUGUACAACGUUCAAGCAUUUCGCAGGGUAAUCAGGGACUUGACGACGAUGCUACAAGAUUUGAAAUUGUACCCCCUCAAGUUAUGGAAGGCUGAGGAGGACGAGCCAGAAUAUUCAGACGGUGGGUGGGUCAGUUCUUGA